UAUCGCAGCACUUACUGUGCUGAGUUUCACAGCUCGUUAUGCUGCUGACAGACGACCUGCUUCCAGGAAGGAGCCUCUCGUUAGCUGUAGCUACUUAACCAUUAACUGCGCGGAGUGAGGGCGAGAUAACAGCUCACAGUAGUUGUUUUCAAUCCUCAGACUCAAACAGAAAACAUUUUUCAACAACGUCUAUUUCAGCCACCUCGACCUGACAUCAGGCGACUCCACUUCCUGGUCGUUUUUAACCCAAACAAGCUAAAGACAGCUAGCUAGCUAGGUUAGCUAGAACCAGACCGGCUAGUCUGGCAGGCAGUCUAAACUGAAUGUGUAUCCAGCGACUUUUCCUUUCCGAGAAUUUCCUCCUGAUGCUGAAGUUAGCUUACUGAGUGUGGUUGAACAGCGCUGCCGUGGUCAACAGCUAUCUUGAGCAGGAUUUCAGGACUUUGACAGUCAGCUGUGGGGCAAGGUGGGGCCCGUGGGGAGCUUUAAGUUCUUCUCCCCAUGACAACGCGACACCAUGGCAACAACGGCUCCAGUAGUGAUGCCGAGUGGCGGGUCUCAGAGGACGAGGAGAACAUGGAGGACGUGGAACUCGCUGAACUUGGACCGCUGCUGACCGGUUCAGAGCCCAAACCCAGAGCUGCAGGAGCAUUCCCAGAUGAUGACGAUGAUGAUGAUGAGGAAGAGGAAGGUCAGGGCUUGCGGAUGGUCACGCUGCCCUUGCAGGCUCACCAUGCCAUGGAGAAGAUGGAGGAGUUUGUGCACAAGGUUUGGGAUGGGCGCUGGCGAGUGAUCCCCUACCAGCUGCUUCCUGAUUGGCUGAAGGAUAACGACUACCUACUUCACGGUCAUCGGCCGCCCAUGCCGUCAUUCCGGGCCUGCUUCGGUAGCAUCUUCAGGAUUCACACAGAAACAGGGAACAUCUGGUCACAUUUAUUGGGUCUCAUUUUGUUCCUGUUUCUGGGCACUCUGACCAUGCUGCGGCCAAAUGUGUCAUUCAUGGCUCCUCUGCAGGAGAAGGUGGUGAUUGGGAUGUUCUUCCUGGGUGCUGUGCUCUGUCUUUGCUUCUCUUGGCUCUUCCACACAGUCUACUGCCACUCAGAAAAAGUCUCCAGGACAUUCUCUAAAUUGGACUACUCUGGCAUAGCACUGCUGAUAAUGGGCUCAUUUGUCCCAUGGCUAUACUACUCCUUUUACUGUUCCCCACAACCGCGGCUCAUCUACCUCUCCGUGGUGUGUGUGCUGGGCAUCGCCGCCAUCAUUGUGGCGCAGUGGGACCGCUUUGCCACGCCACGUCACAGACCUACACGUGCAGGUGUGUUUCUUGGUCUGGGGCUAAGUGGAAUCAUUCCCACCAUGCACUUCACCAUCGCUGAGGGCUUUGUGAAAGCCACAACAGUAGGUCAGAUGGGCUGGUUCAUCCUAAUGGGUGCAAUGUACAUAACUGGAGCUGGACUCUAUGCUGCACGAAUUCCUGAACGCUUCUUUCCUGGAAAAUGUGAUAUUUGGUUCCAGUCCCAUCAGAUAUUCCAUGUGCUAGUGGUGGCUGCAGCAUUUAUUCACUUCUAUGGUAUUUCCAACCUGCAGGAGUUCCGCUAUGGCCUGGGAGGAGGCUGCACAGACGACUCCCUCCUCUAAACAUCAUCCUUCCCUCCCCUUAUUUGCUGUACUUCAAUGUUUCUUCCUUUCUCCUCAGUACUAGUGUGCUGACUACUUUGAACACUCCUGAAUCAACAACAGCUGGAAAAGAGCAGGUGCACCCAUCCACCUACUACCCAGUGAACGCUGAUCAAAAGUUGUACUGAGUCCAAGAUUAGUGAUUUUAAAGGAUUACUACAUUUAUUUUAAAAUGUUUAUGUUAUCACAGAUGAUUUAAUAUUGAAAUACUUGAAAACCUUGAUGAGGGAAAAUCUCAGAGCUCAGUCAAGUGUUUGUUCUCGGUUCAGUUUUCAACACAAUGUCAACAAGUACACUGUAAGAGACGUUCAGACAUCGAGCACUGGGAGCUGUCUAAACAGCACUACCUCUUUUUUUCCUUUCUGGUCUCUGCACACUGCUGGGUCAACAUGCUCCAAAUCUGGGAGUAGUAGCUACAGGUUAUGGACUCCACAAAAGUUUCUAAUUUUACAGAAUUUUAUGAGAACCGAAAUGAAAUGUGAAUGUCAUUUAUCUGCUGUAAAUGAUUUCAUGUGACCUAUAGAGUUUGUGAAUUGAACUUUCUUAUAUACAUUUUUAGAUGUUUGAAUUUUCCUGUAAGGUCUCACGGUCAAUAUGUAUCUCACAUGUUCUUUUUAAAUAAAUAAAUAAAUAAAUAAAUGAA
Messenger RNA from Colossoma macropomum (tambaqui), 2320 nucleotides. RefSeq names its product adiponectin receptor 1b (gene adipor1b). Gene Ontology annotation, cellular component: plasma membrane. Lineage: Eukaryota; Metazoa; Chordata; Actinopteri; Characiformes; Serrasalmidae. The transcript has 8 exons. Gene Ontology annotation, molecular function: signaling receptor activity. Bases 502 to 1638 code for a protein of 378 amino acids. The record is from RefSeq and is a predicted model, not a curated record. Gene Ontology annotation, biological process: adiponectin-activated signaling pathway.